Molecule: messenger RNA, 4050 nt
Organism: Pyricularia oryzae 70-15
Lineage: Eukaryota; Fungi; Ascomycota; Sordariomycetes; Magnaporthales; Pyriculariaceae
Exons: 3
Coding region: 129-2678 (849 amino acids)
Biological process (GO): positive regulation of transcription by RNA polymerase II; DNA-templated transcription
Cellular component (GO): nucleus
Molecular function (GO): zinc ion binding; DNA-binding transcription factor activity, RNA polymerase II-specific; sequence-specific DNA binding
Source: RefSeq, a predicted model, not a curated record
CCCUUUUCCGCUCGGAUUCUCGUCUUGUCGACCUGUUUGCUUUGUCUCCCAGCGACACACCUCCGGUCGAUCACAACACCACACCGCACCGCGUCACCUGACCAGGACCCGUUGUUUCCAGACUUGCCAUGUCAGCGUCGGGUCCGGAUUAUGAAGCAGACCCUCAAGAUCUUGGCCGCCCCCGGAAGAGGCUUCGCACCGCAAAUGACGUACCGCCUGAAGCAACCUCAUCCUCCUACACUGGCGUGCGAAGCACGAUUGAAGCGACCCCGAGCAACCCCCGCAGGGCGCCCAAGGCCAGCCGAGCAUGUGAUACGUGCAAGGCGAAAAAGGCGCGGUGCAGUGGCACCAUGCCCUGCACCCGCUGUGCCGAGAGAGGCCUGGCCUGCCUUUACGACGCGCGGUAUUCGCGCGGCCGUCCCCCUACUCCGCCGCCCGGCCCGUCUCCCACGCCCCCGCCUGUCCAUCAUACAGCCGUCCGGACGCCACUGGCAACCACUACCCAGCCCGUCCCACGCACCGAUGGGCUAAGUUCGGUCCCUGGCAGGUCUGCUGCCAGUCCAAGUCCAUCCACCGGCCGCUCGGUGGCAGCGGCUACCGGCAACUACAUGAUGCCCACACAACUACCGCCCAUUGCUCCUACAGACGCCUCCUCAGAUGAUCCGGGGCCGUCCGACAUCCCGCCUCCAUACUCUGCUGCUCUCGACCCUACAGCCUCCGAAUCCGUCACCAGGCGUGGGUCUCCCGAGCUCUACCCGGCCGAGAUUGGCGGCCAGUACGUCGAGCAGACAUCUGGGCUGGCCUUUCUGCACCGCGCCCACGUUCGCAUGAUCUCGAAAAGCGGGACGGCCGAGAGGGACGGUGCUGCUUUGGGGUCUACGAUGGGGACGUCGUCGGCAGAGGGUCUUUAUCCCAGUUAUGGCGUACAGGCCGGUUCCAGCUCCCAGCUUUUGAUAACUGCGGGUGACAAACCGAUCCUGGCAUCGUCCUCUUUGCCAGUCCAAGUGGUCUCGGGCCGGAGUGACGGAGACGGCGGUAACCUCCUCUUGCCGCAACGAGCCACCUCUCUUAUGGCCUUUUAUUUUGACAAGUGUGUGGUCACCUACCGCAUUCUGCACCGCCAAAGCGUAGAAGGGUGGCUGAGGGCUAUGGAACUGGAAUUGGGACAUGUGCCGCCUAGUGGUACUACAUCAUUUCCUGCCAUCGGCGGGGCAAAGGCGGCCGUCGUUCUUACUGUGUUGGCCAUAGCGAUUCAGAAGCGGGCGAGAAUGUCGCUGCAUGGGACUCCCGGACGGGACGGAAGUCGAGAUGAAGAUGAAGUCCUCCGGGACUGCGACCCUUAUUUUUCCAUGGCCCAAAGUCUCGUACAGGCAGAGACUGGACUGCCGAAACUCGAAUCUGCACAGGCUCGACUCCUCCAAGUUUUGUACCUCCUCCAAACCUCACGCGUCAACCAGGCCUGGUAUCUCCUCGGCACCGUAUCCCAGCUCAUCUCAGCCCUGGGACUACACCGGAAACCCAGCCGCAACAGCAGACCAGGACCGCAGCGCCUCCGUACAGACUACAUCCAGCAGCAGUGCGGCCGCCGGACCUUUUGGGUUCUCUACACCAUCGACGUCUACCUCAGCGUCGUCCUCGGCCGGCCGCGGUAUCUCCACGACGACAACAUCGACCAGGCAUAUCCCGACUCGGUCGCCGACGAGAACAUGACGCCCGACGGGGAGCGGAACAAGGGCAGGACGAGCAUGGACGAUAUUGGCUGUGACGACAGCCCCAUGGAGGCCGUGGUGCAGCACGCCAAGCUCGGGCGCAUCAUCGCCGCCACCUGCCGCGAGGUGUACGCCAUCGGGCCGACCCCGUCGCGGCGGGACCGCCUACGUCUGGCGCUGGGCUUCGACGUUCGGUUGCACGAGUGGCGCGCCGCCCUGCCGCCGCUUCUGGGAGCCGUGCGGCCCUCGAGCCUGGUGCCGAGCUUCCGCCGGCAGGCCGUCGCACUUCGGCUGGCCCACGCGCACGCCAUCAUGCACGCGACCCGGCCGUUCCUCCUGCUCAGCCGCGGCGGGGACGGGGCCGGGCGGACACCGGAACACGAGCAGCGGAGGGAGAUGGUGUCCAAGUGCUUGCGGGCGGCGGGGACGGUCCUGGAGCUGGUCGACUCGAUUGCGGGCGACGAGUCGCUGUUUCACGCCUUCUGGUGGAGCCACUAUGUCACAUUUUGCGCCAUCGCCGUCACCUUCGUCUGGGAGAUCCAGCAGGCUUCAGCCUCGGGCUCCAGGCCUGACGAGAUCAGCCCUGGACCGCUGGACCCCGGAGCCGCAGAGCAGCUGUUUGUGCUGGCAGAGAGGUGCCAUGCCCACCUGUCCCGUGUUCUUUUUGCCGACUCGUUUGGGCGCAGAUAUACCGUCAUACUAGAGGAGUUGAGGCUCGAGGCCAGACAUCAGUCAGCCAAAAGCACGCCCGCGGUGGCUGGCACGAAUGGAAAUGUGCCGGUGGUGAUGCAGGCGGAUUCCGUUCCGGGGGCUGAUGUCGACAACGUCAUGGUGAGCAGUGGUGACUAUAAUGCGGAUAGAGGUGGGGAGCAAGGUCUGGCUGGUGGCUUCAACGACUGGGCGCCGAUAGAUUGGCUUGAACUGGACGCUGCCGCCUUUCCGUAUCUUGACAUGCCUGUUCAAUGCUAGGGAAUCAGAUGUUUUAUCAAUUGCCAUUGGUUUCCUGGCAUCGUUUGGAAGCACUCCGAGAAUUUAUACCGCUUUCUAAAUGAUCCGGGGUAGCCUAACGCUGCGUUGAUGUGUCCAUAGUGUCACUGCACUAUCGGCUCACGUCCAUCUCACCGAUCGGCACAGCGAUACCGUUGAGCUGCAGACAAUUCUCACUCAACAGCCAUACAAUCGCCUCGGCCGCUUCUUCUGGCAGGAUGCAUCCGGCAUUUUGAGCUUGAGCCGCCACUUCCACUGGGUCUGCGUCGUCCGCACUAUCGGGCGAUAUACCGAUCGCCUUCAUCACCAUAGGGGUCCACACCCCGCCUGUCAAAGCAUGCCACCGUGUCAGCUCCGUUAAAUCAAGACGAAACGCGAACGUGAAAGCCAGUCUUUUUUUUUUAAAAAAAAAAAAAAAAAAAAAAAAAAAAGCAUCAAUCUCCACCUGCAGACCCUCCAACACAAACUCACCUGGCAGAACAGAGUUGAUUCUCAGACCGCGACCGGCAAGAUCCUUGGCGACGCACUGGGUGAAAUGAGCGCAUGCGGCCUUGCUCGCCGCGUAGGCCAAAAAGGUGGCGCUUGCCUUUGUCGCGGCGAGGCUGGAAACGUUGACGAUGGCCGGGUUGCUGCCCUCGUCCAUUUUCACCAUGGCCCUGACCUGGGCCCUGGUGCAAUACAUAACGCCGUCCGCGUUGACGCGGAAAACGCGGCGCCACUCAUCGUCGUCCAUCUCCAAGGUGCUAGGCUGCUCCCCGUCCGUGUGCCUGUAAGUCGCCGCAACACCCGCCACGUUUGCUGCGCCAUGGAGACCUCCGGAUUCUGCGACAAUGCGCUGCACCCAUUGGUCCACCUCUGCGCUGUUGCCGACGUCGACUUUAUCGAGAUAGAUUUUGGUGUUUUGGUUAAUGUCAUUCAGCUUUUUCCGCACUUUGUCGAAAAGUUCCGACUGGACGUCGGCGAUCCAAAUGGCGGCGGCGCCGUUGCGAGCCAAGAGCUGGGCCGUGGCCAGUCCAAUGCCCGAUGCCCCGCCUGUGAUGCUAAAUACCCUCCCGGUCAUAUCAAUGCCACUUUUUGACACCAUACUUGCGCCUGGUUCUGUUUGCCCGUGACUCGAUAAUUGCAGUACUUGAAAGUUGGGAGUGUGAUCGACGGUGGGGCUCAGUGCUGAGUUGUUAAGGCUGGUGCACAGGUUUCUGUGAGAACGACAAGCUCUGCCUUUUGUGUUCUAGUGGGCAAAUCCUUCGGUCAGGAUUAUAUUUCCUGUAUUCCAGACAAUCACGGAGUGCCCGGACACGCAACUAAAUAAUUCACAAAAACCAUAUGUGACCAGGAAUUCGGGUUUCAAAAGUCC